Molecule: messenger RNA, 1434 nt
Organism: Ipomoea triloba (trilobed morning glory)
Lineage: Eukaryota; Viridiplantae; Streptophyta; Magnoliopsida; Solanales; Convolvulaceae
Product: adenylyl-sulfate kinase 3-like
Exons: 7
Coding region: 210-1151 (313 amino acids)
Biological process (GO): sulfate assimilation
Molecular function (GO): ATP binding; adenylylsulfate kinase activity
Source: RefSeq, a predicted model, not a curated record
UGGAAUUAGGUUCCCUCGUGUUCCAUCUUCCAUUUCAGCAACCACUUACUGGAAAUCCAAUUGCUUUCGCGUGUGUAUAUAUAUGAGUGUGUGAUUGUAUUAUCCAUUUCCAUAAUCUGAUGAUAUAUGCAUUCUGGCUGCCAUUUUUGUAUGUAUAUGUGUGUAUGUCUGCAUUCCUUCAGAUCAUAUAGUUCGAUUAUCCCUGUGAGAUGACGACUGCGAUAGGAGGGGACAAGUCUUUGAUUCGCUGUUCAUUCUCGCCGCAGGUUCACUCUGCGGAAUCGAGGUGUGGAAAGGUAGGGUUUGUGAAGUUUCCGGUUGUUGAGCUUGGUAGCGGCAAAGGAUUCCUUCGAUCCGGAAUUAUCGGCGGCGAGGUGAAAUCGGGCUGUCUUGGACCUAUUUGGACUCUUGAAGCUUCUAGAACCUCGAAUGUCAAUCCCAGAGCCGAAAAAUCUCAUCAUUCUGGGUGCGAUUCGCAUGAGGUUCUUAUCAAUGAAUGUGAUGGUUUCUCUGGAAAAAGACCUCAAAUGUCAACUAUUGGGAAUUCUUCAAAUAUUGUUUGGCAUAAAUGCACUGUUGAGAAGGUUGACAGGCAAGAGUUGCUUCAGCAGAAAGGUUGUGUUAUAUGGAUUACUGGCCUCAGUGGUUCAGGAAAGAGUACUUUGGCAUGUGCUCUAAGUGGAGGCUUACAUGCUCGAGGAAAGCUUACUUAUGUUCUUGAUGGUGACAAUCUUCGUCAUGGUCUAAAUAGUGAUCUUAGCUUUGGAGCAAACGAUAGGGCAGAGAACAUAAGACGGGUUGGAGAGGUGGCCAAGUUGUUUGCAGAUGCUGGAAUUAUCUGCAUUGCCAGUUUGAUAUCUCCAUACAGAAAGGAGAGGGAUGCUUGCCGUGCUUUACUUCCAGAAGGAGAUUUCAUUGAGGUUUUCAUGGAUGUACCUCUACAAGUGUGCGAGGCAAGGGACCCUAAGGGAUUGUACAAACUUGCCCGUGCUGGAAAAAUAAAAGGUUUCACUGGUAUUGAUGAUCCAUAUGAGCCACCCUUGAAUUCUGAGAUAGUUUUGCGUCAAAGCCAGGGAUUCUGCAGUUCUCCUGGUGAUUUGGCUAAGAUUGUAAUAUCUUACUUGGAGGAUAAAGGGUACUUGAAGGCAUAGCCUGCUUACAACAGUCUAGCGGUAUUUCUCCCAUCCUUGUCCACCCUGCACAAACUUCAAAUUGCAAUUCAUUUACAGCAAGGAAUAUGGCUUUAUUAUUUAUUAAUAUUUGAUCAAGAUAGUUUAAUAAGAUGCCUAGAUUUAUAUUAUAUUAUAUUUUAUAAAAUGUAUAUGUAGAAUAUGCAUUUUUUAUUAAUUGUAGUAAGCAUGAUAAAGAACAUAUUUAAAUUGUAAUGGAUUUAUUUGACAUAAUUUCAUCAAGAAAACUGAGCAUAUCAAAUUA